Messenger RNA from Onychomys torridus (southern grasshopper mouse), 4471 nucleotides. RefSeq names its product neurocan (gene Ncan). Gene Ontology annotation, molecular function: hyaluronic acid binding; calcium ion binding. Gene Ontology annotation, biological process: cell adhesion. Lineage: Eukaryota; Metazoa; Chordata; Mammalia; Rodentia; Cricetidae. The coding region runs from base 146 to 3952 and encodes 1268 amino acids. The record is from RefSeq and is a predicted model, not a curated record. The transcript has 15 exons.
CCCCCGUGGUCCUUUAUAAGCAAGGAGGCUGAGCCUGGCUUUCUGAGCGCCCGGCGCAGGGGCUGGAGAAGCGCUGGGAGCCGGCGGCGCGUCCUUUGUGCCCGGGGCCGUGGGGAUGUGUCCGCGCUAAGGAGCCAGCUCCAGUAUGGGGGCCACAUCUGUCUGGGCCUCAGGCCUCCUGAUGCUGAGGCUGCUGCUCCUGGUGGCUGGGGAUCAGGAUACACAGGACACCAUCACCAUGGAAAAGGGGCUUCACAUGCUGAAGUCAGGGUCGGGACCCAUCCGCGCUGCCCUGGCAGAGCUGGUGGCCCUGCCCUGCCUCUUUACCUGGCAGCCACUGCUAGGCACCCUUCGAGACAUUCCUCGGAUCAAGUGGACCAAGGUUCGGACUGCAUCAGGCCAGCGACAGGAUUUGCCCAUCUUGGUGGCCAAGGACAAUGUGGUUCGUGUGGCCAAGGGCUGGCAGGGUCGGGUGUCACUGCCUGCUUACCCCCGGCACAGAACCAAUGCUACGCUUCUCUUGGGGCCACUUCGGGCCAGUGACUCUGGGCUGUAUCGCUGCCAAGUGGUGAGGGGUAUCGAGGAUGAGCAGGACCUGGUGACCCUGGAGGUGACAGGCGUGGUGUUCCACUACCGGGCGGCCCGAGAUCGCUACGCUCUGACCUUCGCUGAGGCCCAGGAGGCCUGCCGCCAGAGCUCCGCCACCAUCGCCGCCCCGCGGCACCUGCAGGCCGCCUUCGAAGACGGCUUUGACAAUUGCGACGCUGGCUGGCUCUCAGACCGCACGGUUCGGUAUCCAAUCACUCAGUCGCGUCCUGGUUGCUACGGUGACCGCAGCAGUCUGCCUGGGGUUCGGAGCUAUGGGAGACGCGACCCGCAGGAACUCUACGAUGUCUACUGCUUUGCCCGCGAGCUAGGGGGCGAGGUCUUCUACGUGGGCCCCGCCCGCCGACUAACUCUGGCAGGCGCGCGGGCGCAGUGUCAGCGUCAGGGUGCUACGCUAGCCUCCGUGGGGCAGCUGCACCUGGCCUGGCACGAGGGCCUGGACCAGUGCGACCCGGGCUGGCUGGCAGAUGGCAGCGUGCGCUACCCGAUCCAGACGCCACGACGGCGUUGUGGGGGUCCUGUCCCGGGUGUGCGCACAGUAUACCGCUUUGCCAACCGCACAGGCUUCCCUGCGCCUGGAGCACGCUUCGACGCCUACUGCUUCCGAGCUCAUCACCUUACACCACAACACAGAGACCCGGAGACCCCCUCUUCUGGAGAUGAGGGGGAGAUUGUGUCAGCAGAGGGACCCCCAGCCCAAGAACUAGAGCCCAGCCUGGGGGAGGAGGCAGCACCUGAGUUCCAGGAACCUGUCAUGUCCAGUGGAGAAGAUGAACCCCUGGACUCAACAUGGACGCAAGAGCCUCAGAAGACCCUUGGUUCUAUUCCAGGCCAUCCCACACUGGCUUCCUGGGUGUUUACAGGUGUCCCCAGUCCCAGCAGCAUGGGAGAGGACAUGGUAGAGACAACACCCUCGGGCACACAGGUAGCCUCCACCCCCAUGGCAAGGAGGGGCCGCUACAAAGGGUUAAAUGGUCGACACUUCCAGCAACAGGGCACAGAGGGUCAGCUGCUUGGGACAGCAGAGGCCAGUGCCCAGCCUCCGACUCUGAAAGUUACUGCUGACUUCCUGGGGCCUUCUGCAACCACAGAGGCCUUGGACAGUGACCAGAGCCGCAGCCACAGUCCCUGGGCCCUUCUGACCAACGAAGUGGACAUGCCAGGAGCAGGUCCCCAUGGCAGCAGGAGUCCUCCAGAGCCCUGGAUGUGGUCUCCGUCUUUGAUCUCACCUACUGUCACAAGCCCUGACCGUGACCCUGGCCUGAAGUCAGGGACAGCUGAAGCCCCCAUUGUUAAAUCAACCCUCCGCCACCUGCCCUGGUCUUCCUCAGAGCCCCCUGUUCCUCCUUCCAGUCCCUCGGAGGCCCCAAGUGUUGUCUACCAUGAGGCAUCCCCUGAUGAUACCUCUCCAGACUUCCCCAUUGUAGCAAUGCUUCGUGCCCCCAGACUGUGGCUUCUGCCACACUCCACAUUCAUCCCCAAUGUGACUCCCAUUCCUCCCUCCCCAGCUUCUCCACUCCCCUCCUGGCACCCAAAAGAACAGGAUAGGGAUAUCACUACUGCUGGGCCCAUCAGUCUUGGAGAAGAAGGCCUUGAAACCCCAUCUCAGACCACUAUGGAUGCCCCAGUUGAAGCCAGCCACAAAUCCCUUGCUACAGAUUCUAAAGAAAUUGGGGGUAUCAGCUCCAUCCAGGCUACCAAGCACCCCAGCUCUGGCCCAUGGGUGUCCUUGGACUCCAGUAAUGUGACUGUCAAUCCUAUCCCCUUGGAUGCUGGCAUUCUAGGGAAUGAGUCUGGGGUCUUGGACAUAUCAGAGAGGCCUACAUCCAGUGGACAGGCCACUAUGGGCAAGAUGCUGCCCACCUGGCUACCACUGCCCAGCCAAGGACUGAACACUGGUUCCCAGUCCUCGCCAUUGGGAGGCCAUGGAGUCACCGUGAGUGUGAAACCUACACUGGCUUUGGAGGGAGGCAUCACCGAGGGUCCUAUGAAGGCCACCAUGGAACUGGUCCUCAGAGGUGCUGAUGCCACUUGGGGGUCGGAACCUCAAAGUUCCAUUUCUAGCACUCAUGUGGCUGUGAGUCCAAGCAUGGACCAAGGAACCAUGGCUGGAGCUCAGGGUAUGCCUACACUAGUCUCCACAAGCUCUCAAGACCAUCCAGAGCCAAAGGACCAGAUGGUGGCCCAGGGGUCACCAGGGCCUCACAGCAGUCUGCCUUCUCAUCCAUGGUCAUCCCUGGCCUCUAGCAUGGAUGAAAUGACCUCAGUUUCCUCGGGGGAGCCCACCGGGCUGUGGGACACCCCCAGCACCCUGAUGCCUGUGUCCCUGGGGUUAGAUGAAUCAGACCUGAAUAUUGUGACUGUGAGUCCAGGAUUGGAGGACUUCUGGGAAGAGGUGGCCAGCGGGCAGGAGGACCCCACAGAUCCCUGCGAGAACAACCCUUGCCUGCACGGGGGCACCUGUCGCACCAAUGGCACCAUGUACGGCUGUCGUUGUGAUCAGGGCUAUGCUGGGGAGAACUGUGAAAUUGACAUUGAUGACUGCUUGGGCAGCCCCUGUGAGAAUGGAGGCACCUGCAUUGAUGAGGUGAAUGGCUUCCUCUGCCUCUGCCUCCCCAGCUAUGGGGGCAGCCUGUGUGAGAAGGACACCGAAGGUUGUGACCGUGGCUGGCACAAAUUCCAGGGUCACUGCUACCGGUACUUUGCCCAUCGGCGUGCCUGGGAAGAUGCAGAGAGAGACUGCAGGCGCCGGGCUGGCCACCUGACAAGUGUCCACUCACCAGAGGAGCACAAGUUCAUUAACGGCUUUGGACAUGAGAACUCGUGGAUUGGCCUGAAUGACAGAACAGUGGAGAGGGACUUCCAGUGGACAGACAACACAGGACUGCAAUAUGAGAACUGGAGGGAGAAUCAGCCAGAUAAUUUUUUCGCGGGUGGCGAAGAUUGUGUGGUGAUGGUGGCACAUGAGAGUGGGCGCUGGAAUGAUGUCCCCUGCAACUACAACCUCCCGUACAUCUGCAAGAAGGGCACAGUGUUGUGUGGCCCCCCUCCUGCAGUGGAGAACGCUUCCCUUGUUGGCGUACGCAAGGCCAAGUACAGCAUCCAUGCCACUGUGCGGUACCAGUGUGACGCAGGGUUCUCCCAGCACCAUGUGGCUACUAUCCGAUGCCGGAACAAUGGAAAGUGGGACCGGCCCCAGAUUGUCUGCACCAAGCCCAGGCGGUCACAUCGGAUGCGUAGACACCGCCACCACCAGCACCGACGUCACAAACCCCACAAGGAGCACAGGAAACACAAGAGACACCCAGUGGGAAACUGGGAGAAGGACGAAGGGGAUUUCUGCUAACCGUCCAGACUAAGCAAGCACAUGCUCCCGCACCUCCUCCAGAGCAUUCACCUGGGGAGCCAGAACCCAGACAGCCAUGAGAGAGGGUGGAAACACCCUUGAGACCACACCCCUGCGGUCCACUGUACAAAGCUCAGAUCUCCCCUUCCUUCCCUCCUGAGGUCCUCCUGGCAGGGAUGGCCAGAGUGGUCAGCCCAAGCCUCUAGGAGCAUCUCCCAGCCACGGGAAAGGGGAUCCCGAAGUCUGGCUGCUAGCCUUCCAAGAGGGGGCGACAGUAUGUUUGUGUGUGCUGGGAGUGGCUUUCACACCAGAGAUUCAGGCUUAGUAAACAGUGGACCAUCCUGAGUCCAGGGUGAAGCUAUGGCUAAAGGUCACCACUGAUUUGAGAGUGGAGGCUCAGCUGAAGCCCACAGUGAAACGUGACCUGCUCUGGCUUCCUGGGAUUCCCCCUAAGGGUGGUCUUUGAUCUGUCUGGUUUUCUUUCUUCCUUCCCCACAAGCUCCCAUCUCCCCCAUCCCC